This is a messenger RNA of Brassica oleracea var. oleracea, 1670 nucleotides long. RefSeq names its product F-box/FBD/LRR-repeat protein At1g13780-like. Lineage: Eukaryota; Viridiplantae; Streptophyta; Magnoliopsida; Brassicales; Brassicaceae. The record is from RefSeq and is a predicted model, not a curated record. Gene Ontology annotation, molecular function: protein binding.
CCGUAACUGCUUCAAACGUACAAGUACUAAACGAUAUCGGUACCGUUUCAGACAAAAAGGUUACCACUUUUCUCUCUCACUUUAGAUCACUCCCGCCGGUGACGCAAAUCCAAUCCACGGGUCUUCUUUCGUGAUGUCUGGGCGAGAUAGGAUCAGCGAGUUGCCGGAGUCACUGUUAACUCAAAUACUCUCAUACCUUCCGACAAAUCAAUCGGUCCAGACAAGUGUUUUGUCGACAAGAUGGAAGAAUCUGUAUCUAAGUGUUCCUGGUCUUGACUUAAACUGCUCUUUUAUUCGUUAUGAUGCUGACGAAGUGUUCUUAACCUUCAUUGACAAGCUUCUCGAGUUUAGCCCUGAGUCAAGUCUGUUUACAGUCAAGGUUAAGUGCAGAGACACAAUGAUAGAUGGGUUCAAGGACCGGAUCGGUACAAUGAUUAACCGGGGGACACAACAUCUCGAUGUUGAGAGCAGUAUCUAUUAUUUCGAGGACGACAAUUCUCUCUAUCCUAUUGUUGACAUGAUGCCUAUGAAUCUCCUCACGAGCAGGACAUUGGUUUACUUAAAGCUCUCCUCUUCUGGUCUUAUGGAUCCUGGUUUUGUUUACAUGCCUUGUCUUAAAUUCAUGCAUCCUGAAGAAGUCAAAUGGCGUGUGCAUCUGGAGAAGCUUCUCUCAGGGUGUCCUGUUCUUGAGGAGCUGACCUUGUUGAGGGAUAUGGAUGAUGAUUAUGCAAUUGGGAAUGAUGAAUUUGGGGUUAUGCUUGUGAGGUCUCAGAGCUUGAAGAGGUUUAGUGUGCUGCCGCUUAGGCAGGUUGGGGAUUACCAUUCCAGAGUGGAAUGCACGCUUGAGAUUGAUGCUCCGGGGCUUGAGCAUAUGAGUCUCGGAGAUGAUCAGUUUGAUAGCAUUGUGGUAAAGAACCUGAGUUCUCUGUUGGUGGUUGAGCUCGAUAUCAAGUUUUUUGUCAAGGUUGGCGUGCUUUUUAAUACAUGGAACGUAUCAAAGAGCAACGAGAUCCGCGAGUUUCUCAAUGGGAUAUUGAGUGUAAGAGAUAUGAUCAUCUUUGGGAUGACAGUGCAUGCCUUUGAACAUUACUCAAAAGCAGGAAUCAUCCCCAAGUUCAACAACUUAUCCCGUUUACAAGUAGUGUUCCAUGGCAAGUUAUUGCAGUUUCUUCCAGCCUUUCUUGAGUGUUGCCCCAAUCUCAAACACCUAGUCUUGAAGAUUGUUCAUUCAGAGGAGAUGGAGGAGGGAUUGGAACUCACAGAUGUGCCACGGUGUGUCUCAUCGACUCUAGAGUGUGUUGAGAUACAAGAGAAACUUGAAUUGGGGGAAGGGAAGAUGAAAGCAACCAGUUACUUUCUUGCAAACUCGGCAGUGCUGAAGAAACUCAUCCUGAGUCCCACAGCUUAUGAUCCUCGAAAUGUUGUGGAAUCAGAGAUAUGGGAGAAGGUUAAUAAACUCACAAAACGUUCCACAGGAUGUGAAAUUAUCAUUCGAGCCAUGAAGGAGGAGGUUGUUAUCCUUGAUGAGUCUUCUUCUUAGUUCUGGUUGGAUUCCAUUGACCAUCGUCAGUAUGACUGCGAAUCUUCUUCUUUUUUUCUUCCAAAAGUCCCAAUCUCAGUUUCUUGGAUGUUUUGAUAAUGAUGAUAUUGCCUCUUAAAUUUGGUUUUAC